AGAGUUGCAUAAACAAAAAAAUGUAGAUUGGGAUCCUGAGGCCUUUUCAAAGAUGCGAUAUCUAAAAUUGCUUAAAAUUUGUGGUGUUCAACUUAUGCAUGAUCUCAAACAUCUUCCUAAUAGCUUAAGAAUUCUUGAUUGGAAAGGGUACCCUUCAAAAUCGUUGACAUCAAGUUCCCGAUUAAAGAGUUUUGAGAAUUUGAAAUUCAUGAAUCUGAGUGAAUCUCUAAAACUUAUUGAAGCCCCAGACAUCAUUGAAGUCCCAAAUCUUGAGAGUUUGGUUCUUAAAAGUUGUAUAAAUUUACGUAGGAUUCACCCAUCAAUUGGAAUUCAUAAAAAGCUUACUAUUCUUGAUUUACAACGGUGCGAGAACCUCACGAGUCUUCCAAGCAAGUUUAAAUUAAAGUGUCUUGAGGAACUUAAUCUUACUGAGUGCUCAAAAUUAACAGAAAUUCCAGAAUUCGGGAGAAACAUGAAAAGGGUACGCAUCCUUUAUUUAGGUUCUACUGCAAUUACAACACUACCCACGUCAAUUGAGCAUUUGACUGGCCUUGUUGAGUUGACUGUAAAUAGUUGCAAAAAUCUUGAGCAUUUACCUAAUACCAUUUUUAAUUUAAAGUUGGUUAGAAAAGUCUCUCUCCAGUUUUGCACAAAACUGGAUAGACUGCCAGAGAACCUAGGGGAUGCCGAAAGUCUAGAGAAGUUGGAUUUGUGGGAAACUGCUAUAAGAGAGGUCCCUUCUUCCAUUGGUCUCUUAAAACAUCUUCAUUCCCUAACAUUGAGUGAAUGUAAGGGGUUAUCAAUGCCAACAAGUCCUCAUCCCAUCGACUUGCUAUUCUCUUCUCUAUCUCUAUCACCUGCGUCUCCUUUGACCCACUUGCUUUUAGGUGACUGCAAUCUCAAGGCAAUCCCUAAUGAUAUUGGUUCCUUAGUCUCUUUAGAAUGGUUGGUUCUAGAUGGAAAUGAUUUUGAUUGCCUUCCGGAAAGCAUCAUUCAACUUUCGAAAUUGAAAUGGAUGCACUUGAAUAAUUGCACAAGUCUUCGAUCAUUGCCAAAGCUUCCAUUUAAUAUUGAACUCGUGGAGGCAAAAGGUUGUAUCUCACUGGAAAUGUUACCAGAUCCAUUAAAACCAAGCGAUUCAUUGGAACCAUCUCUCAAUCUUGAAAAUUGUAUUAAAUUGGCUGACAAUCAAAGCUGCAUAUACUGGUUUACCUCAGGGAUAAAAAAGUCCCUCAAGCUCUCUCCCUCUCUCCCUCUCUUAGUCCUAAAAGAGUCAUAUAACAUUGUUUUUCCUGGAAGUGAAAUUCCCGAGUGGUUUAGCUACCAAAACAUGGGGAAAGAAGUGAAAAUAAAAGUACCUUCUCAUUUGUGUAAGAACGUGGGAAUUGUUAUUUGCGUUGUGUGCCCCACGCUUGACUAUUCGUUGAUAGCCAAUGGAAAAGAAAUUUCUUUUGAAAGUGGCACAGUUGUUCAGGUUUCAUCAGAUCACCUUCGGCUAGUCUAUGUGACUCCUCAAUUCUUCGACAAGGAAUCAAAUAAAUUAUCGUGGGAAGGUGACGUGAAUGGAUUCCGUCAGAUUAGAAUUGAAAUUGAAACCCAUUAUUCAAGCGUGAAGGUAAAAAAAUGGGGGUUCCAUAUGAUAUACAAGAAAGACAUAGAAGAUCUUGACAUGGAUGUUCUCCAUCAUAAUUUCGACAGUUUGUCAGUGGAAGUGGAAGCAAGUUCUGAUUACAAUAUGGCUGGACCCAGUGGAGAAGGAAGCUCUGAUUGUGAGGAGUCAAGUGAGUACGAGGGUUGCGAUAGGGAGGAAUCUAGUGAAAGUGACCCUGAUUAUUAGUCAACAUUUUUCUCCAGUUUUUUCAGAUCAUGACCAAGGUCAACCACCCAUGCCCAUUUCACAUGUUCAUCUUUAUGGUAAUUAGACCCAAGCAGGCAAGCAAGUAUUUAACAAGAUUGAAAAUGGGAGAAGGGUAACUAAUAGUUCAAAUAACAAAGAAAAGCCUCAACAACAGCAAGAAAAGCAAAUCCAGACCUUUAGAGAGGGUUCAACUGCAACCAAUCCUGUUGGAGGAGAGCUGCAAGGGUAGGGGAUGGAAAUAGCGGGGAUCCAAUUUCUUUUUUAAAAAUAGAGAAUAUGCAUGUCCAUAGCUGCUUGUGAGGAGUCAAGUGAGUGAUUAGUGACCUGAGAUUUUUUCAUUGGAAGGAAUUUUGUGAAGUGACCCAGAAGGUUGAUCAACGCUUUUCUCUCUAUCGCCCACCUGUCUUGUCAGAUCUGUGAUUUACCACAAGAGAAGUGCGUUUGGAUCUAUUACUAAAUGACCUUAGCCAUCUGAUGCCUUUAUUCAAUGUUGGGAAAUCAUCAAAGACUUCAUCUUCCCAUGUAAUGCUUGUGAAGAAGAAUUGAUCAUGAGCAGGGCAAAACUGUUCAUGCUCAUUUCACAGGAUAAAACAAACCAGAAGACUUGACCUCCAUAGGCAAGCAACUGUGCAGAAAAGGUUGAAAAAUAGAGAAGCUAUCCUGCUUUGAUUGGACCUGAUUAGAGAGCUGUACUCUCCAGAAGUAGCUGCUCAAAUUUUAGCUAUCUCAAGCUGUGGAGUUACUGAUAAGCUGCUAUGGCCUCAUACAACACAACAUAGUAUGCACAAGCCUAUGAUGCACAACAUGUUGAUUAGAGUAACUACUGGAGAGUUCCAAGGGGAGUGUGUCCAGUUGUGGAGGGAUGGCAAGUGUUGCUGACAGUUGAGGGGCACUGGCAGAGCAGAUGCAAAUGGGGUUGUUUUGCCUAUGUAGCUAAAUCAUGGGCUGGCAGAUAAUUUUUCAGCCUGUUCCAGUAACGCCGUAUGCAAAAAAGUGAAAGCUUACUGUUUGAGAAGCAUAUUUUCCAGGUUGUUCUGGUUAGUGGAAGAUUGGAGGACCUGUGGAAAAGAAGAAGGUUCCUUGGCAACUUGGUGCGUUGAUUGAAGAACACAAGUGCAAGGAAGUUGGAGAAUGCCAGUGGUGUACAUUUGCUGUGUACCGGAGUCACUAAUGAGGCCUGCACAAGUCUCUAAUGCACAACAAGCAGAUCAAAGUAACUGCAGGAAAGUACCAAGGCAGGUGUAUCAAGUUGUGGAGGGUUGUAGGUGUUGCUGACAAUUUAGGGACGCUAGCAGAGAUAGUGUGAACGGGGUGGUUUUGGCUUUGUAGCCAAAUCAAGUGCUGGCAGGCUGUUGCAGUUCUUCCAUAUGCAACCAAAUGGCAUGCAGCUAGAUGCCCCUGUUCGGAAAGCAUUAACUAAGGCUAUACAGCUUGGUUUUUGUAGACUUGUUUCCAUCAUUUUUAAGAGUGGAGGAACUCCUUUUGAGAAGAAGGUUUCCUUGGCAACUUGCUGUGCUGAUUGAAGGCCACAAGUGCAUAGAAGUAGGAGAACAUUAGUGGUUGUAUAUUUUGUGCAUAAGAGAGUUGCUACAGAUGUUGGGGUCUUGCUGUUGCUUCAAAGUCUUUUGAACAUUUUUGGACUCUACUACCAGCCAACGCUUCAGACAUUAUUUUGUAUUAUAAACCAUACCCAAAAAGAAAAGAGAAGACAAAAAGAAAGAAGUUAAAUUAACACCUUUUCUGGACUAAAGCUAGUUGCAACUACAUGCAAUCAUUAACAUUGUAAGACAUCAUAUAAGAGAUUCAUGUCUUUGCGUGAAAAUCAUAUUCAUCUCUCCUUUUAGAUUCAAAUAAGAGCAAUUGAAUUAACUAUCUAA
Molecule: messenger RNA, 3735 nt
Organism: Quercus robur (English oak)
Lineage: Eukaryota; Viridiplantae; Streptophyta; Magnoliopsida; Fagales; Fagaceae
Product: disease resistance-like protein DSC1
Exons: 10
Coding region: 53-1837 (594 amino acids)
Source: RefSeq, a predicted model, not a curated record